UGUCCGCACACUACCGUCAGUGAUCCACACUGGUCCACAGCGAUCAAUAUUAAAGUGUACCGCAUCACGUCCGCGUCUCCGGAAUCUUUGGAUUAUAAACCGACGCCUUUCGUACCACCGUAGUCGUCAUCGAAAUCUUUACCGGAGUCUUCGGUCCGUCCCGACCGACGAAAUAUACCCACAAAUAAUAAUUUAUAUCGCUGCAGUACCAAACGAAGGUAGCUAUUAUGCCAGCAAGGUUCUCACAAGCUAGUCAACUACAAACUGGAAAUGGGGCUGUAAACGGUGAUUUUCCACAUUUCGAAAAUGAUGAAGUGGUCAUCAGUGGAAUAUCCGGACGUUUUCCGGAGUCUAAUUCAAUCGCUGAAUUCAGAGAAAACCUGUUCGCCGGUGUAGAUAUGGUCACAGACGAUGAUCGUCGUUGGCCUGCUGGUCUUUACGGCCUCCCGACGAGGACUGGAAAACUCAAGGGAUUGGAAUAUUUCGAUGCAAAUUUUUUUGGAGUGCAUGCUAAACAGGCCGAAGUCAUGGACCCGCAGUUAAGAUUGCUUUUAGAAUCAACUUACGAAUGUAUCGUGGACGCCGGCGUGAAUCCGGACGACAUCCGUGGAUCGAAAACCGGAGUGUACGUGGGCACGUUCCAAAGCGAGACUGACGACUACUGGAGCCGAGUGCAGGAGCGCGUGAACGGUUACGGACUCACCGGAUGUAGCCGAGCAAUGUUCCCCAAUCGGGUGUCGUACACGUUCGAUUUCAACGGGCCCAGUUACUCGGUGGACACGGCCUGUUCGGGCAGUCUUUUCGCCUUGUCGCAAGCGUUGCACGCCAUCCGGAGCGGACAGUGCGAGGCGGCUGUGGUGGGCGGUGUCAACCUGCUGCUCAAGCCCACCAACUCUUUGCAGUUUCACAAGUUGAGCAUGCUGUCGUCGAAAGGGAUGUGUCGAGCUUUUGACGCUUCCGGAAACGGAUACGUGCGAAGUGAAGCUGUAGUAACAGUAUUCUUGCAGAAAGCCGGAGUAGCCAAACGAAGUUAUGCCACGGUAGUGGAGGCAUUGACCAAUAACGAUGGGUUCAAAGACCAGGGCAUCACAUUUCCGAAUGGAGUCAUGCAAAAUAAACUCAUCCGAGAAGUUUAUGCCAAAUGCGGUGUAAAUCCAGCUGAGGUGUCUUACGUAGAAGCUCACGGAACGGGGACCAAAGUUGGUGAUCCACAAGAGGUCAAUUCUAUCGCAGAUUUUUUCACCAAAGACCGAACUUCGCCACUAUUGAUUGGUUCCGUUAAAUCGAACAUGGGUCACUCCGAACCCGCCUCCGGCCUUUGUUCGUUGGCCAAAAUUGUUAUUUCUAUGGAAAGUGGCAAAAUUCCUGCAAAUCUUCACUUUGCCAGCCCAAACCCUGACAUUCAAGCUUUGUUGGACGGAAGAUUACAGGUUGUGAACAAAAACUGGGACUUCAAUGGUGGUUAUGUGGCUAUUAACUCUUUUGGGUUUGGUGGUGCCAACGCUCACGUGUUGUUGAAGCCUAAUUCCAAAACAAAAACCAAUAAAAUUGUAAACCACGUACCGCGUUUGAUUGCCGUGUCUGGAAGAACGGAAGAAGCAGUUAACAAUAUGUUGAAAAAUAUCGCUGAAACUCCGUUAGACGAUGAUUUUGUUUCUUUGUUACACGAUAUCCAUGCUAAUAACAUUAACGGACACGGUUAUAGAGGGUAUUCAAUCCUAGGAAAAUCUAUCUUUGAAGUUACUGAAGUUAAGUCAAAUAAAAGACCAGUGUGGUAUGUUUUUUCUGGAAUGGGAAGUCAAUGGGCCGGUAUGGCCGAAGGACUCUUUCAAUUGGAACCUUUUGCCAAAGCUAUCAACAGAGCAGCUACUGUUCUCCAAGCCGAAGGUAUUGAUUUGUUGAGUAUUUUGAACUCCAAAGAUGAAAAAACAUUUGAUAAUAUCCUCAACUCAGCUGUUUCGAUAACAUCCAUGCAAGUGGCAUUGAUUGAUUUAUUGAAAUCAAUUGGAAUCGAGCCGAAUGGUUUUGUUGGCCAUUCAGUUGGCGAGCUUACUUGUGCUUAUGCUGAUGGAACGUUUACCAUUGAACAGACUAUUUUAAUCUCAGCAUUGAGAGCUCGUUGUGUUUUGGAAAGUAAACUAAUGCAAGGGUCAAUGGCUGCUGUUGGUUUGUCUUGGGAAGAUACUAAAAAAAGAUUGCCUGCUGAUUUGGUAGCCGCCUGUCAUAAUAGUGAAGACAGUGUAACAAUAUCUGGCCCUCCUAAAAGCGUUAGUGAAUUUGUUAAAACUUGUAAAGCUGAAGGAAUUUUUGCUAAAGAAGUCAAUAGUUCUGGAUUCGCUUUUCAUUCUAAAUAUAUUGCCGAUGCAGAACCAAUGCUUCGCAAGAGGUUGGAACAAAUUUUACUAGACCCAAAACCCCGUUCUUCAAAAUGGAUCAGUUCAUCUAUACCUGAAGAAUUAUGGAACACUCCGCUAGCUAAAAGUAGUUCUACUGCAUACCAUGUAAACAAUUUACUGUCACCGGUUUUGUUCCAUGAAGCUAUACUUCAUGUGCCAAAAGAUGCUGUUGUUAUUGAAGUUGCACCGCAUUCAUUACUUCAAGCUAUUUUAAAGAGAUCUCUAGGGCCAGACUGUUUAUGUAUCGGUCUAACCAAGCGUUCAACAAACCCCCAAGGAAAUAUUUCAAUCUUAUUAUCAGCUAUUGGAAAAUUAUAUAAUGCUGGACUUCAGCCGCAAAUCAAAAACUUGUACCCAGCUGUGUCGUAUCCUGUCCCACGUGGAACACCAAUGAUUCAAUCGUUGGUCGAAUGGGAUCACUCUACUCAAUGGACCGUUGCUGAUUUUGUACAAAAGGAAGCUGGAUCUGGUGAGUGCGUAAUCAAAGUAGAUUUAGGUACGGAAGAAGACCAAUUUUUGUCUGGACAUGCAAUUGACGGAAGAGUGUUAUUCCCCGCAACAGGAUACUUAACUCUUGUAUGGAAGACGUUUGCUAAACUACACGAUAAGACCAUCGAAGAGUUUCCAGUUGCUAUUGAAAAUGUACAAUUUUUGCGUGCAACUAUCAUGCCUAAAACUGGAAACGUAAGCUUCUCGAUCAGCAUUUUUGAAGGAACUGGCAAUUUUGAAAUUUGUGAAGGAGAUUCUGUUGCAGUGACCGGCAACAUUUCUAUUCUAAACGAUACGGAUUCCGAGCUAUUAGAUGCUGAACUACCUAUUCUUGAUAUCAACGAGAACGCUAUACCACUUAAAUCAGGAGACAUAUACAAAGAUUUGGGUUUGCGUGGAUAUGAUUACAAAGGAGCAUUUAGAGGAGUAAAAGAAUCUGAUAACAAAGGCAUCCAAGGAAAAUUAGAAUGGAAUGGAAAUUGGAUUAGCUAUAUUGAUACAAUGCUUCAGUUUUCAAUUUUGGGUUUGAAAACCAAAGAAUUAUAUUUACCGACAAGAUUGCAAAAAAUUAUUGUUGACCCUGUUAAGCAUUUGAAAAUAGCUGAAGCCUUAUCUGAGAGUAGCUCCAUCUCCAUAAACAUGUACAGAGAUAUCGAUGUCAUCAAAUCUGGUGGAAUUGAAAUUUGUGGAUUAAAAUUGAGCUUAGCUCCAAGAAGACAACAAUCGCAAGCAGCUCCUAAAUUAGAAAAGUACACGUUUGUACCGUACACUGCCGAUAAAGUUUUUUCAACCCAAACCGAAUUAUCCGACUUAUUCUCUGCUUAUCUACAAAUCGUUUUAGAAAAUAGUGCUGGCGCUGUAAAAAUUAAAGUUGUUGAAUAUGGAGCAGAUAAAUCAUUUGAAGGAAUUUAUAUGCCUAAUGUUGUAAAUAUUUUGGAAUCAGAACCUUUGAUAUCUUUGGAUGCAACCUUGGCUACCACCCAAACACAAGCUUUAACUCCAUUUUUGGGACCAUUAGAAGUGAAAAUGAUUAACAAAUCAUUAGAAAAUGGACCUAUUGAAUCUAAUGCUCACGUGGCUAUUGCAUUUGAUGUGUUAGAAUCAAAAAACAAACUAAAUAACUUGGUCGAUACGGUAAAGGAUGGAGGAUUUAUCCUUUUAUCUGAAACCAAUAAUAUUUCUCAAACUCUUGUUGAGAAUAGUAACCUUAUUUUAAUUAGCAAGCUAUCGGCUGAUGGUAGAACAUUCUACUUGUUGAGAAAGCUAAUUAAAAAUCAACCAAAUCCUGAAGUAAUUCAAGUAUCUGAAAAAUCUUAUGAGUGGGUUGAGACAUUAAAAUCGGCUUUAAAAAUCGCUGAAGCUGACCCAAGCAAGAAAAUUGUUUUGUUUGCUCAAGGAGAAGACACUAAUGGUAUUAUCGGUUUGGUUAACUGUAUCAAACAAGAACCUGGUGGUAACAGUGUCAGAUCAGUAUUUAUUCAAGACCCAGCUGCACCAAAAUUCUCUUUAACCGCUCCUUUAUAUACUGCACAGCUGAAAAAAGAUUUACUGAGCAAUGUAUUAAAGCCUAAUGGGGUGUGGGGUUCAAUGAGACAUUUGAAAUUAGAAAACCAACAGGAUAAACCCUCAUUACAAGUUGAGCAUGCUUAUAUUAAUGCUUUAACUCGAGGUGAUUUGAGUAGUUUGAAAUGGAUUGAAGGGCCUUUGACGAAUUCCAAACCUGAAUACAAUCCAAAUACUGAAUUGUGUACCGUUUACUACGCACCACUUAAUUUCCGUGAUAUCAUGUUAGCAUCUGGAAAACUUCCACCUGAUGCAUUGCCUGGUGAUUUAGCUGGACAAGACUGUAUUCUUGGACUUGAAUUCUCUGGUCGUAACUCUAAAGGUAAAAAAGUAAUGGGUAUGCUCGCUGCUAAAGGAUUAGCUACCAGUGUUCUAGCAGAUACAAACUUCUUAUGGGAAGUACCCAACAAAUGGACAUUAGAAGAAGCAUCAACUGUACCCGUUGUUUACGGAACAGCCUAUUAUGCACUCUGUGUAAGAGGACGGAUGAAGCCAGGUGACUCAUUGUUAGUUCACGCGGGUACUGGAGGUGUUGGUCAAGCAGCAAUUGCUAUUGCUUUGCAUAUGGGAGUAACUGUUUACACCACUGUUGGGAGCAAAGAGAAAAGAGAAUUUUUAAAAAAGACAUUCCCCAAGUUAACAGAUAAAAAUAUUUCAAAUUCUCGGAACACCAGCUUUGAGCGACAUAUUUUAAGGGAAACUAAAGGACGUGGUGUAGAUUUGGUCCUGAACUCGUUAGCUGAAGACAAACUCCAAGCAUCUGUUCGUUGUUUAGCUAAAGAUGGUUGUUUCUUAGAGAUCGGUAAACUUGAUUUGUCAAACAACAGCCCACUGGGAAUGUCCGUUUUCUUGAAAAAUACUACAUUCCAUGGUAUUCUAUUGGACUCAUUGUUUGAUAUCAAUUCCACAAGCGAGGAAAAGAAAGAAGUAGUAAGAUUACUCAACGAAGGCAUAAAGAAUGGGGCAGUAAAUCCUCUACCGGCUACAGUAUUCACUGAGUCUCAAGUGGAACAAGCAUUCAGGUAUAUGGGUUCUGGUAAACAUAUUGGAAAAGUAGUAUUGAAAAUUAGGGAUGAAGAAUCUACAGCAGUUGUUCUACCAGAAACCAAAUUGGUAAAUUCUAUUCCACGAUCUUAUAUGAACCCAGACAAGACAUAUGUGCUUGUUGGAGGACUUGGAGGAUUCGGUUUAGAAUUAGCUAACUGGUUAAUUGUAAGAGGAGCUAAAAACUUGGUAUUGACUGCCAGAAGUGGAAUUACUACCGGUUAUCAAGAUGUAUGUGUUAGGAAUUGGAAAGAGUCUGGAGUUAAUAUAUUGAUAUCUAAGGCUGAUUGUUCAACUAUUACUGGAGCUCAACAAUUGAUUGAUGACAGUAAUAAAUUGGGACCUGUUGGAGGUGUCUUCAACUUGGCAGCUGUAUUGAGGGAUGCUUUCUUAGAAAAUUUAACCCCACAAGAUUUUGAAACUGUUAGCAAACCUAAAGUAACUGGUACCAAAAACUUAGACACAGUUACUAGGAAGUCUUGUCCCGAACUCGAUCACUUUGUUGUAUUCUCAUCAGUGUCUUGUGGACGUGGUAAUGCUGGACAAACUAAUUACGGUUUUGCUAAUUCUGUCAUGGAAAGAAUUUGUGAAGCUAGACAAGAAGCAGGUCUUCCAGGGUUGGCUAUUCAAUGGGGUGCUAUUGGAGAUGUUGGACUUAUCAUGGAAACGAUGGGUGGAAAUGAAACAGUGGUUGGUGGUACACUGCCGCAGCGUAUGGCUUCGUGUUUGAGUGCUUUUGAUGUAUUUUUGCACCAUCGAGAACCCGUCUUGGCUUCUAUGGUAUUAGCAGAUAAGAGAAAAGGUGGAUCUGGUGGAGCUUCUCAAGUGAGCUUAGUCGACGCUGUUGCCAACAUUCUAGGCAUGAAGGACACGAAGAACAUUGAUGAGUCAGCAACUCUAGCAGAUUUAGGCAUGGAUUCCUUGAUGGGUGCCGAAAUCAAACAGACUUUGGAGAGAAACUACGAUUUGGUAUUAAGUAUUGGUGAAAUCCGAGUUCUGACAGCUAAGAGAUUACGAGAAUUGCAAAGUGAUGGGAGUGAAUCACCAGCUGUUGAUGCACCUAUUGUGGACACCAAGAAUAUUGUAAAUGGGGCUUAAAAGACUUAUCAAUAUUGAUUUCUAUACAUUUCUUUCAUUUCGAUGUAAAUAUUUCUAAUCCAAUUUUUUUCGUUGGAAGAUGAUUGGAAAUGCAACGUAUAAUAUAUUGGAUUUGGAUCCUCAAUUCUUUUUCAAAUUCUUUUUAGAUGAUAAUAUGUUGAUACUGAAUUAUAAUAUAAAUUGAAAUAAAACUUUGUUAUUUAAUAAAUAAACUUUAAAUAUAAUUUGUUAAUAUUGUUAA
Aphis gossypii (cotton aphid) is the source of this 6831-nucleotide messenger RNA. RefSeq names its product fatty acid synthase. Gene Ontology annotation, biological process: fatty acid biosynthetic process. The coding region runs from base 228 to 6590 and encodes 2120 amino acids. The transcript is spliced from 28 exons. Gene Ontology annotation, molecular function: fatty acid synthase activity; phosphopantetheine binding; oxidoreductase activity. The record is from RefSeq and is a predicted model, not a curated record. NCBI's taxonomy places the organism in Eukaryota, Metazoa, Arthropoda, Insecta, Hemiptera, Aphididae.